Dovyalis caffra is the source of this 2739-nucleotide messenger RNA. NCBI's taxonomy places the organism in Eukaryota, Viridiplantae, Streptophyta, Magnoliopsida, Malpighiales, Salicaceae. The record is from the annotation of a GenBank genome assembly.
AUGGCUUCGUCGGAAGACGAGGCGGAUACUCUGCCGGAGUCUGUGUCAACCUAUCAUUUUGUAGAUGAUAAAGAUGAGCCAAUUUCAUUCUCUAAGUUACCAAUUCGAUGGAGUGAAAGCAAAAGUGUUGAUGAUGGGAAGAAAAAUUACAAGAUUUUCUUGAAAGGGAGUGUGGACAAUGGGCUCCGCACCAUAUACAAGCAAGUCAUUGCGUGGAAGUUUGAUUUGUCCAAUACAGCGCCGCAGAUAUCGGUCCUUACUAAGGAGAAAUGUUGGAUGGAACUCGAAAAACCAAGGAAGAGCUAUGCGAUAAUUAUUAGGACGGUACUGGUUACUGUGCAUUGCCUUCAUUUUGCAAGGGUGAACCCAGAAGUAUCCGGGAAAUCUGUGUGGGAGUACUUGUCAAAAACUUUCAGCUUGUAUGAGCGCAGACCUUCUCUGAACGAUUUGGUGGAACACAUGAAUUUAAUUGCUGAAGCUGUUAAAAGAGAAAACUCCUUAGCAAAAUGCAAGUUCUUACUCAAUGUUCUUGGGGAGAAGUCAAGGGAAAAAAUGCUGUCUGAUGAGGAUGUUCAAGCUGCAGCGAUGUCUGCAUUCAUAGUUGAUGAUGUAGAAGAUGAUAACUUUGAAGAUUUUGAAGAAGAUGAAUCCAACGAUGAAGACAAACUGUUUGAUUCUGUUUGUGCAUUCUGUGAUAAUGGCGGCAAUCUUUUAUGUCGUAUUACCUAUGGUUUAGAAUGUUGUGAAGGGAGUUGCUUGAGGUCGUUUCAUGCAACUGUAGAGGCUGGUGAAGAAUCUGUUUGCGAGUCUCUUGGCUUUACUAAUAGGGAAGUUGAAGCAAUGAAGAGUUUUUUCUGUAAGAAUUGCAAAUAUAAGCAGCAUCAAUGCUUUGCUUGUGGAAAGUUAGGUUCCUCUGAUAAAUUUUCUGGUGCUGAGGGCUGCCAUUUCAUGCAGCCCUUUUGUUGGGUUGCUGGGAGAGGGGAAAGCGGGCCAAAGAUUUUAAUUGAUGUUCUUAGCUUGUUCUCUUUGCUGGUUGGCUUAACUGCUGCAGCUCUCCGUUUUUUGGUGUGUCAUCCACUGCAUCUUUACUGUCCAGGUCAAAACCUUCCUUCCAAGUUCUUAAGUGCUUUUUUCUUAAUCAAACUGUUGCAUGCCCUUGUAUAUUCUAGAGUGUUGAAAUUGGAUUUUGUGGUUAUGGUUUCUGUCAAUAUCUUGGGAUGUCAGUACCAUGUUGUCUUUCGAUGCGCUAAUGCAACCUGUGGCUAUUUUUAUCACCCACAUUGUGUUUCGACAUUGAUCCAUCGAGAGGAUGAAGUUGCUGCUGAGGAACUUCAGAAAAGAUUGCUGCUGGGGAGAGUUUUGCAUGCCCCAUUCAUAAGUGCUGCAUUUGUAAUCAAAGAGAUUGUUUUUGAAAAUGAAGCAGAUGAAGGUACUAUAGCAAGGGCUUGGGAGAAUCUAUUACCCAACUCUAUACUGAUAUAUUGCUUGAAACAUGAGAUAAUUGAAGAAAUUGGAACUCCAAUAAGAGAUCACAUAAGGUUCCCUGUUGUUGGAGAAAAGAAGACUGCUGCUGAAGUACAGAAAAGAAGAAUUGCAUCCGGGCUUCCUGCAAAUGAAGAGGAAGGUUUAUCAAAGAAAAGGAGGCUUAACUCAGAAAAAUCAUUUUCAGGAAAAAAUCUUACUAAAGCAUCCAAAGAGAUGUCUUCUGCUGCAAAAAAGGUUAAAAUUACCAAUGGAAGUGAAAAAAUAUCAUCUGAAUCAAAUUCAUUGAAGAAUAUGAGAACAAAUGAUGGAUCCAGAAAUUCCUUGAGGGAAAAUACAAAGUCUGGAAAAGCAAUGCCCAGGAAGCCAGAUAUUUCUGGCCAUGAACUUAAUAAAUCUUUUGGUGUUAAGUCUGCUCCAAAGAAGUUAACCAGUGAGCUGCCUUCAUUGGAUGCUGAUGCACAAAAUAGGCUUUUAGCUUUAAUAAAAGAGGCUGCAUCUUCAAUAACCUUGGAAGAGGUUAUAAAAAAGCAUGAAGUUCCAUCUACUCAUGCGAACUCCUCAAAAAAUGUUGUGGACAAGAACAUUACAUUGGGAAAGGUGGAGGUUACAGUUGAGGCUGUUAGGACAGCUUUAAAAAAGCUGGAAGAAAGUUCCAGCAUUGAAUAUGCUAAAGCUGUUUGUGAACCAGGAAUUCUGAACCAGGUGUUUAAAUGGAAGAACAAGCUGAAAGUGUAUCUUGCACCAUUUCUAUAUGGCAUGCGCUAUACAUCCUUUGGUCGCCACUUUACAAAAGUAGAGAAACUUAUGGAGAUUGCUGAUAUUCUCCACUGGUAUGUAGAAAAUGGUGAUAUGAUUGUCGACUUCUGCUGUGGUGCUAAUGAUUUCAGUUGCCUUAUGAAAAAGAAGCUUGAAGAGACUGGGAAGAAGUGCUCAUACAAAAACUAUGAUGUUAUUCAGCCAAAGGCUGCAGCUUUGCUGCUGAACACAGUUGACAUAGUGGGGUUUAAGAGUGUUGAGGUUCACAAAUGGACCUUGAUUGGAAGGGAAAUAAAUGUGAAUGACUUUAAUUUUGAGAAGAGGGAUUGGAUGACUGUUCAGCCAGAUGAGCUGCCAAAAAAGGGUUCGCAGUUGAUUAUGGGACUGAAUCCUCCUUUCGGAGUUAAAGCAGCCUUGGCUAACAAGUUCAUUGACAAGGCUCUUCAGUUUAAACCCAAACUCCUCAUUCUUAUUGUACCACCGGAAACAGUUAGGUAA